AGAAUCAUCGGCGGCCAUAGACAGACCCUUGCGUCUGGUCCUAGCAUCGGUUACUGGCCCAACGUCAAUGCGCGACGAAGAUGCAGCGCCACUGGAAUAAAGGGGCUGCCCCUGCCACUUGACAUCUGCAGGCAUCCACAGGGUUCCCUGCGCGGGGCGAUGCUGCGGUUCCUGGUCGCAACCACUGCCGCCGCGGCCGCGAACGUAGCCGUGCCACGCCUCGAGGCGAACGAUUCCGUUGCGCGGGACGCGACGCCAAUCGAAGGGCGCGUGCCUCCGGAACCCGAACGCAGCGUCAGCGUCGAGCUCGAUGUGAACGGCGUUAAGCACACGGUCACAGUGCCAGCGGGACUGUUGGAGAACACGACCGCCUCGUCCGAGGUACUAGAAACGCAGCUCUCGACGCUAUCGGACGACCCCUCCACGUGGAUUGGCGAGGGCUGUGCUUCAGCGCGGUGCGUCACCGCGGUUGUCUUGGCAGAAUUGCGCCGCCGCACGCGCCCGCGGCCGACGUUGCGCUAUUUGCGGGUGUCUAAGACCGCGUCGUGCGUUUUGUUCGAAGCGCUGGGCGAUGCGAGACGCCGGGAUCCGGCAACGUGCGGUCUGGAGCUGUGGCUGUCGGGGCAUCACGAGGUCACGCGGGACGACGUCCCCCAAAACGACCCGGUCUUUGUCACUCUUCGCGACCCGUGCGAGCGCCUAGCGAGCCUUUACGACCACCUCCGGAGAUCGUCGCCGCCGGGCCACGCUAUUCACUCGUUUCGUAAUGCGGCGGCGUGGGGAAACCACCUUCUUUCAAGCGGCGAGUCCAUCGAAGCCUGGGGUCCCCCCGGGUUCACGCGGCCGCAGCGCGACUACGUCGAGUCGGGGCAGGGCGGGGCGGAGGCUGAGAUUGCGUGCCUACCGACGCUGCGGCGCGACGUUGAACGUAUCCUUGCUGCGCAUGCGCCGGGUUGUCGCCUCGGCGAGCUCGAGACCGACAACCCGGCGUGCGACCGACAACUGGAGCCUCGACCGCGCCCCACCGCCGCCGUCUGCGACGCCGCCGCAAUGAUAUACCCGGGCGACACCGCCCUCUGGCGACGUCACUGUGUCCCAGAAAAGAAAGAAGUAGAUUUGUAA
Messenger RNA from Pelagomonas calceolata, 1122 nucleotides. Lineage: Eukaryota; Pelagophyceae; Pelagomonadales; Pelagomonadaceae. The record is from the annotation of a GenBank genome assembly.